Messenger RNA from Rotaria socialis, 1836 nucleotides. The record is from the annotation of a GenBank genome assembly. NCBI's taxonomy places the organism in Eukaryota, Metazoa, Rotifera, Eurotatoria, Philodinida, Philodinidae.
AUGAAAAAAGUCGGUUUAGUACAACGUCGUCGAACAGAGAAAGCUAUCAUUGAUGCUUUAUUAAAAAUAUCUGAAAUCGUUCAGAAAACAGAAACCAAUCGAAAUCGCCAGAAGUUACUCAAUGCACAUCAACACUUCAAAAAAGCCAUUGGUGACGGGGAUUAUAAUGAGUUCGAUGACGAACAACAAAAAGUACCCGUGCCACCUUCUAUACGUAAAAUUGAUUCAUAUGUGUCAGGUUUUAAUCACGAAUCAUCAGAAAAACCUUUGAACUCUAAUCAUCUAUCAACAUACAAAUCGAAACACAGUUCUUCAUGGCAUUCACAAGAAACAGAUAAGCCACAUAAUAGAUCAUUAGAACAAGUAUAUGUACAUUAUAAAAGUUCGGAACAUGCUAAAAAACGUUAUCAUGAUAAUUCUUCUUCGACAUCAUUAUCAUCAGAUGAUAAUCUCUAUCGAAAGAAAUCUUCGAAACAACAUUCAAGCCAUAAAUCAGUUCAAUCAAAUAAAAGUUUACAACCGGUAUGUCAAGAAGCAGAAAAAACUGAAAAUCAACCAACCAUAACAAGUUUUACUUCUCCAAUGGUUUCCUAUCAUGCUAAUUCUGCAGCUACAACACUUCUUGAUGAUCCGUCAUCGUCUUUAGCUAUGGUACACGUGAAUUCAGCUCCGACAAGUUCAUCCCCAAUGGCUAGUGAACAACAACAACAACAACAACAAGAGCAGUCAAUAGAUUUAAAUCGAAUUCAAAUUAAAGACGAUCAGUUUUCAUCUUCAUCAAAUCCAUUAACUGAUUUUGAUAUAUUUUUUGAUCAACAAUUACAAGCAACAUUAGAAAAACAUAUGAAGAGUCAAACACGAUUAUCAACAAAACAGGAAAAUAUUCGAAAGAAACGAAAAAAUCGAUUAGUAACUUUAACAAGAUCAGAAACAGGAAAAUUGAUGAAUCAAUUAGAUCUGACGAAACAAGUUUGUAAUGUUGAACACUAUGAAAAACAGCGUGAAUUAGCAAUGUUUGCAGCUAAACAAGGCAAUUAUUCUUUAUCGUACUCUAUCUACACAAAGCUGUUACACGAUACUCAAUAUGAUUAUAAAUUAAAAUCCGAAAUUCUAGCAUCACGUGCUGCAACAUCGUUAUUGGAAGAGAAAUGUUUCGAAUCGAUUGAUGAUUGCACACAAGCAAUAGCAUAUCAUGAAUGGAAUAAAUUAGCUUAUGUUGUUCGUGCUGCAUGUUGGAUGAUCAAACGAGAAUAUUCAAAAGCUGUUGAAGAUUAUUCAAAAUUAUUUCAUUUUUUCGAUCAAAGUCAACAAGUGUUAGAUUUAUUAAAUUUAGCUUAUGAAAAAUUAAAAUCAUUCAAUUCUGAUAUUGAUGAUGAUCAAUCGACAAAAAACGACCAUAAGACUAGACAACCGAUGGCGUCACCCAGGGAUACAAGUGUUGAUCCUACUCAGUCUCUUUCUCUGGUUUCACCAGCUGCUUCUUUUAUGCAACCAGCUGUCUAUCUUUGUUAUCCCUAUCAAGCGUAUCCAACUUGGAAUAGUACAAAUAAUGAACAACAAGCAAUAAAUAGAGAUGAAAUUCAGCAGCCAACCUAUAUGAUUACAAAUACUAGUUUUACUUCACAUCCAUCUCGAAUCAUUGAUCAGUCGCCGAUUUCUUCUGAACGAACAUUUCGAAAUUCAAACGAAAAAAAACAUAAAUCAUGCCAAUCAAUUCAUUCAAAUAAUAAUGCAGUUAUAUCAGCAAUAGAUCGACCAUCAACUGUUGAACAAGAAUCAACUUCAAUAAAUAAAAAUUUACGAUCAAAUUUAUUGUGGAUUAAAAAUUCCCGUUGA